Molecule: messenger RNA, 994 nt
Organism: Prorocentrum cordatum
Lineage: Eukaryota; Dinophyceae; Prorocentrales; Prorocentraceae
Source: the annotation of a GenBank genome assembly
AGCGUUUCGGGCUCAGCGGUUGAAGCGUCGCUGACGCUCGCUCCAGCCCCGAGGAUGCGGCCAUCUACAUGAGCGGGAAGCUGACCUUUGGAGGUCGAUAUGUGGUCUACGAGGAUGGGGUCCUCGGCGAGGGCAGUUUCUCCGUGGUCUACAGGGGCGUCGACCUUGAUACCUCGGCCGACGUCGCCCUGAAGAUCUACAGAAACAGCCAGGAGCGGUCCACCGUGACCAGUUUCCGGCAGAACUUCGAGGCCAUGGAAGCGCUGUGCAGCGCCCGCGGGGAGCCGACCAACGAGACCGUCCGAAGGUCGAGCAAUGGCUCCUUCGAGAUCGAGGCGCUCCGCGAGGAGCUCGAGGCGCUCUCGCCGGGCCGGGCCGCGGCGCUGGACCCUGUGAUAGAGCACACCAACCUCAAGAUGUGCAUCGUCCAGAUGCUCGAUUACUCUCGUGGUAGUGAUGGAAAGCCCGGCAAGGACGAGCACGGAGUGCUCUAUCUGGUCAUGGAGUUGGGGCGCGAGACCCUGAAUGACUGGUUCGGGCAGCUCUCGAAGGAGGGCAAGACGCUCUCCGCCGACCAGCUGCGGGAGCUGCAGUGGACCCUCGUCUCCAUCGUGGCGGGACUCCACACGAAGGGCUUCGUGCACCUCGACAUCAAGCCGAUCAACAUCGUGCGCUUCGGGCUCGGCGCCCGCCCGCAGUGGAAGCUCAUCGACUUCGACGGCGCGGCGCGCAGCGGCGAGAGGAUAGACCUGGACAACGUCACAUUAACUCCGAAGUACAUGCCGCCAGAAAUCGCCAGCACCUUCGGCGACGAUCACAAGGAAAAGAGCGAGACCUCCGCCUCUCCCGCCGCAUGGACGUCUGGAGCGUGGGCAUGUGUGCCGUGGAGGCGGUCUUUUUGCAGCCCAUUCUAGGGCCCUGGUUCGAGGAGUGGCGCCAGGAGACAGGGAGCGAUGACAAGUUCUACCUAUGGCUGGCGGACUUCGACACGGAC